This is a messenger RNA of Parnassius mnemosyne (clouded apollo), 4604 nucleotides long. Lineage: Eukaryota; Metazoa; Arthropoda; Insecta; Lepidoptera; Papilionidae. The record is from the annotation of a GenBank genome assembly.
UUUUUGUGGUAAAUUAAAAAGUCGUUUGUUUUAUUUGUUAACAAAGAUUUAAUAAAAAUUAAAAUGGAAUCACAGUGGACUAAUAAAUACGAUAUUAUGCGCGAUUUGUAUGUAGCUCAAGGAAGAAUUCCUAUUAAUAUUUCUGGCACUAUCACGGCGAAGGCUAAACCACCAAAUCAUAUUAUAAUUGAAGGUAUCGUAAGUGUUCAGAACUGUAAAUAACCUGGGUAACCUGGGUUGAAACAAAAUAAAGCCAUCAGUCUUACGGAACAAGUAUGCACGUUGUAGAGUUUGUCAAUUUCAAUUAUGUAUUAAUUUGACUGCCUCGUUGGUCUGGUGAUUGUAAACGAAUCUGAUCAGGUCACCGUGAACGAAAUUCGCUCUCGAGGAUAUUAUUAUUAAUUUGAAUUGUUCACAGCUAUAAUAGUUGUAAUUUUGCACAAUGUAAUAAGAUAUUAUUUUGUAUAAGUGCCUGUUCAGUUUACAAAAAAAACUAAUUUGAAAAAAAAUUGUAAUGGUUUAUAAAUUCCUAGGGCACCAUCAAUGCAUACCUUAUUACAUUUAUGUUGUGGGUAGGCUUAAUGUAGGCACUGAUGUGUGCACCCUUGUAGGUGAUACAGCUUUGCAUAGUACUAUAAAAUUACCAUUAUAACCAUUAGAAAAUUAUGUCUAUAAUAUUUUUUUUCUAUUUAAAUAACAUUACCCCCACACUAGCAUUUUUUCCAGUACUGUGGAGUCAGUUUACAUACAUAAAUUGCACAAGGACAAGCAUCCAGACCCGGAACAAUUAAUUACUUGUAGGCUUUACAAAUACGUGUUUGUGCAGGAUUCGAACCCCCUGCUGUAACUCAUUGUUAAGGCACUGCGCCACAGAGCUGUCCAAUAUUUGUGUAAAAUAACAUUACUAAAUAGCUUUGUUUUGUUAAUAAUAGAUUUAAAUUUUCAGAAAAUGAAUUAGAGCAUUUUGAUGAUUGUUGUGAAGAUGUAGAGUUUGAAAGUGGACCAGAUUUGAACCUUAUCAAGGAAAUGCUGGACAUGGUCGAGCAAACAACUUUCAAUACAGAUGUUGUAUCAAUAGAGCCUGACAAUAUAUUAGUGAUAACAAAACAUAAUCCACAUUGUAUAGGUACAGAAGUCUCAUGUUCAGAUGUUACAAAUGUUACUAAUCUAAAACCACAUAAAAAGAGAAAACAAAGGAAUGUAGCUAUAACAUCCAUUUUAGAAGCACUUUCUUUGGGUAAUAAAAAAAAAGUUGAGCAAGAUGAUCAUGUGAAACUAUUGAAACCGGAAGAUUUUAUAAAAUGUGAAAAUAAUAGUUCUGUAGCAGUAGUUGAUGAAAUAAUAAAUUCUGCAAAUGCAAGGAUAGAAUCAAGUAUAACAUUUAAAAAGAAAGAUUCUGAGAAAAGUGUAAAGGACUGUGAUGAAAUCAAUUUGAAGACUGAAUCAAAAAGUAUUGCUUCAUAUAGGCCAUCUUCUAUGGCCAGUUUGUAUUAUAAGAAAUAUUUGGACAGGAGUAAGCUUAAAGAGAGUAUGCAGGAUGACGUUAAGACUAAAGCUGAGGAAGUGCAGAAAAAAAUUGACAUCAAAGGUAAUUCUCAGUGAAUUUCUAGCUACAGUCGGCUCUCGAUAAUUUGAAACUCAAGGGACCAGAGAAAAAUUUCAAAUUACCAAGAGUUCAAAAUAACAGGUGUUCAGAUAACCAAGAGGGAGGGAGGUAAAAAUCAAGUAAACAAGAGUUUUACCGACAGUCAACUUGGCACCGCUGAAGGGACUGCAGCACUGCCCAAAUUUCGGCGGAAUAAAAGGCUUUCUCAUGGUCCACAUACGCCAGACAUAGUGGCAAAUUGUACUCUUCCGACUUCUGUACAAUUUGCCGAACGGUAUAUAUGUGGUCUAUGGUGCUAAAGCCGGCUUCGGAAACCGGCUUGUUCGGGAGGCUGGGAGUCGUCAAGUCUGCGUGCGAGACGAUUCAUAAUGACUCUCGAAAACAGCACGUAGACGCGGCUCAGAAGGAAAAUCGGUCUGUAGUUCUUCAAGAGAGCAUUGUCAUCUUUCUUGAAGAACAAGACCACCGCACUUCUGCUCCACGCCUCCGGUGUAAUGCCACCAUGGAGGACGGAAUUAAAGAGCCUCUGAAGGACUUCCAGUACCGGUUUUCCACCCGCUUUCAGAAGCUCCGCUGUAAAUCCAUCCUAGCCUGGGGCCUUGCCGUUUUUAAGAUGCUGGAGAGCCAUUCUAAUCUCGCUCAGACUGACGUCCGGGAUAUCUUCGUAAUAGUGUCGGAUAAGACUCGCUCUUGGAUCGUUACUCACACUUGAGUGUGGCUCCAACGAUGACGUGUACAGCUGUCCAUAGAACCUCUCGAUCUCACUCAAAAUCUCAGGUGCCCCGGAAACGAUGCUGCCACACUCGGUCUUCAGAUUUGACAGUUGUCUCUUUCUGGCAGACAGAUCUCUGGCAAAGACUUUGGAGCCUUGGUUCCGCUCGAUCGCUUCUUGAAAACAAGCUGUAUUGAAGUUGCGUAAGUCCCGCCGCAUGCAUUUGGAGAUUUGUUUGUUCAGUUGCCUGUAUGCUGUCAAAUCUGUUGAAGAAUGUAGCUUCAUUUCCCGUCUAACAGCCAUGAGAUUGAGAGUGUGAUUGGAGAGUUUUUGUGUUCUUCUGCGGCGGGUCUUGCAGAACUUUGCUCCGACCGCAUGGACAGUUUCCACAAGCUUGUCAUUCAUAUCGUCCACUUCAUUGCAGUCUUCUAGGCACUGAAAACGGUUUUGUAACUCGAGCUGAAAGGUUUCGGGACUUUGGAACAGAGCACGAGGGGGACGGAGCGUUGACUUCAUUAGACGAGACCUCUCCAACUUAACGUUUAGGUUCAGUGUGCCUCUAAUCAUUCGGUGAUCGCUACCAGUUUUCACCCUCGAGAUCACGGAGACAUCGCUGAACAGUUGUCGUCUAGUCGUCAUCAUGAAGUCAAUCUCAUCAAAGUCCCUCUUCCUCCAUGAAGUCGGCCAGCUGCUGGCCCCUUGGGUUCCGUUGCACUAUUCCAAAUUUCCCUACUUUCAGCUCACCGUUCUCUCUUGUGCCUAGUUUUGCAUUGAAGUCUCCCAUUAACACCGUAUAUUGGGUUUUGGAGGAAUGCAUGGCUCUAGAGAUAUCUUCAUACAUUUCCUCCACCUCCUGAUCGGGGUGUGCCGAGGUUGGUGCGUAAACCUGUAUGAUCUUCAGCGAAUACGCUUUGGUGAUUCUGAGUAUAAGGUACGCAACCCUCGUCGACACACUCUCAAUCUUUACAACGUUGUUAACGAGAGACUUGUGGACGAUAAAUCCGACACCUCCUUGGGACAGAUGGUCGCCCUCCCGGUAAUAGAGCAAGUUGCCAGAUUAGAGGAUUACCGUGUCCUCCCCCUCUCUUCGGACUUCGGAUAAUCCUAUAAUAUGCCAGCGCAACUUGUCUAUCUCUUCUUCCAGCUCCACGAUCUUCUCGUCAGUCCUCAGGGUGCGUGCAUUGUACGUUGCCAGGUCGAGUCGUCUAAGGUGGCAACCGAACCUCCACCGGAGAUUCUUAGCACCCCCUGCCCCGCCGUUACCAUGGUCGCCACCGUAGCCAGGAAUAGCGGGGCCGCCGGGAACUGGGGGCCGUCUGUUUGUUGCUCUAAUCAUUGGGUUGUAUUUGCCAUAGUUGUCACGCUUGGCGAGCGGGUUGGCAACCGCAGUUUUUUUAUUAAAAUUUUGGCUAUUAUCAGGAAGAUGCUGCUGCCCAUCUCCUGCCUGUUUCCCUUUGUCACCUUUUACGACACCCACGGGAAGAUAUGAGGUAGUGGAUAUUGCACUACACGGAAAUAUAUCUAUGAAUGAACUAUAACUUUCAAAUAUAUAGUCAGUACGAUACGCGCGCUACCUAGUGUAAGUUAAUUGUACUAUGUCUUCCUUAACCUUAUUUAAUCUUCGCGCAAGUGCAAGCAAUAAGUUAACAAAGUUUUAACGCAAUCUGAUGAACAGUACCGCAGAGCAUAAAAUACGAACAAACAAACAUUAAUUUGUAUAUUUUUUUAUAAAUUAAGGUGACAAACGAGCACACAGUCCACCUGAAGGAUUAAGAUGGAAUACCUCUUUUCCAGUAAAAAGGAUCUCCGGUUCUCUACACUCACCAUACGAAACACAGUAGUGUUAAGCUGCUAUUUUACGCUGGUAUUCUGUGAGAGCGUGGUUCUUCCCCGGUCGAGCCGACCCAUUCAUGCUACAACUAUACUACUAAUAUAGCUGCAGCAUGGCUCUACCACUUUAAAAAGUAUAUAUUAGAUUGUAAUUGUGUUAUAACUACAAUUUUUAAUUACAGAGUUAGAUGCGGUUCGUCUACCGCAACACCGCCACCUGUUGACAGACGACUGUAUUGUAUGUAGAGUGCUGUGUAAGAAAUAUGUUAAGUAAUAUUAUACAAGACUGAAGAAAAUUAUUUGUUUGCUUGGUAAUUUUAUGGAAAUCUAAGUUCCUUUUAUAAGACUUCAUGUAACGUUAGAAAUGGAUUAUUGUUUCUCUGUUUUAUUUUUGUUUAAUGUAUUACGUUAGAUUUUAGUGUAAUAUAUUUAUUAAUUUAUAGAUCUGUUGAGAUU